AUGCUGCUUUUGCUGCUGGGGAUCAUCGUGCUCCAUGUCACCGUGCUGGUGCUCCUCUUCGUCUCCACCAUCGUCAGCCAAUGGCUCGUGAACGGCGGGCAGACGGCGGACCUGUGGCAGAACUGCUCCUCCGGUUCCGUCUUCCAGUGCCUGACAUCAUCCACGAAUGAAUGGCUGCAGUCUGUCCAGGCGAUGAUGAUCCUCUCCAUCAUCUUCAGCGUCUUGUCCCUCUUCCUGUUCUUUUGCCAGCUCUUCACGCUCACCAAGGGCGGGCGGUUUUACAUUACUGGGAUCUUCCAAAUCCUUGCCGGGCUCUGCGUGAUGAGCGGCGCGGCCAUCUUCACAGUGAGGCACACGGACUGGCACCAAGCCUCGGAAAACACCUCCUAUGGCUUCGCCUAUAUCCUGGCGUGGCUCGCCUUCCCCCUGGCCCUCGCCAGCGGCAUCAUCUACGUCAUCCUACGGAAGCGCGAGUGAUGCUGCAGGAGGCGCAACCGGGGCACUCAUGACGUCCACGGAGGAGACGGAGGCGGGGGAAAAUAGACGAGAAAACGGAAAAGAAAAUUAACCAAAAAAAAAGAAAAAAAAAAAGAAAAAAAAGGAAUAAACCCUCCCACCAAAAACCAAACCAAACCCAACCGACCCCAAAAAGAAACACUCAAAGGGUUACUUGUUAAUUGAGGAUGUAUAUAGUAUCUAUGGUUUAAAAAACCUAUUUAUAACACUUUUUACAUAUAUGUACAUAGUAUUGUUUGCUUUUGUUGACCAUAUGCUAUGUUUUAAAGCCUAAAGAAAGUGCCUAAGGAAUUAUUACUCCUAACAAGCGUAACAGAGCGCAAUGAUUUUUCUCUCGUGCAAAGCCCUCUGUGACCUGAGCUCUCCUUCCCCACCCCAGCCGUGCCAUCGGAGCGCCCCAGCUCUGGCUGCUGUCUCGCUGGCACAGGUCGGUGCCGAUCCGCGGAGCAGCGGGAAGUUACGCCUGGUGAUAUCGACCGGAGGCUUGGCCCCUGCUCCUCCUGCCCGCUGAGAUUUCGGCGGCUGGAGGGCACGGCCAGGGCUGGCGGAGGCGCUUCCAAAAUGUUUGAAGGGUUUUUGGAGCAAAGGACUGCCCAAAGUGCCUAAAUGACUUAUGUGCCUAAGUCCCACUGCCUUGCCACCACACCCGCUGGGAAUUUGGGCUUUUAAAUCACUUAGGUUGAAUGCAGGUGAGCGCGGGCUGUGCUCCAUCCUAGUGUGUGCCCAGGGUGCCAGGGGCUGCGUGCGCCCCAAGCCAAGCCCCGGGGCACGGGCUCUCCCCACCACGCAACGUGCGUUGUCCUUGCCGUGGAGCUAGAGUACCGAUGAGCAGGAAGCAAACCCCGUAUGUCUAUGAAAUCAAAUGCCAGAUAUAUGAAAUGGUGCUAUCUAUUUACCAUUCCUUAUACCGCUAGCCAUUUAACCUUAUUCACUGGAAAUUCAGUUAACAACCUUGAGGUAAACAACAAAGCUAGAAACGAGAAAUAAUUCUGUGUAAUAUAAACGAGCUAUAACUGCUUUUGUACUUAGAUGACUUGCUCUUACUCUUAUUUUUAAUAAAGCAUUUAUAACCGAG
This is a messenger RNA of Oxyura jamaicensis (ruddy duck), 1591 nucleotides long. RefSeq names its product peripheral myelin protein 22 (gene PMP22). Gene Ontology annotation, cellular component: plasma membrane. Bases 1 to 477 code for a protein of 158 amino acids. The record is from RefSeq and is a predicted model, not a curated record. NCBI's taxonomy places the organism in Eukaryota, Metazoa, Chordata, Aves, Anseriformes, Anatidae. The transcript has 4 exons.